This is a messenger RNA of Trypanosoma theileri, 933 nucleotides long. RefSeq names its product Myb domain protein 40. The record is from RefSeq and is a predicted model, not a curated record. The transcript has a single exon. Bases 1 to 933 code for a protein of 310 amino acids. NCBI's taxonomy places the organism in Eukaryota, Euglenozoa, Kinetoplastea, Trypanosomatida, Trypanosomatidae.
AUGCGAUCUCUCUUACUACCGCGGCUGCUGCCUGUUAUCUCCUCCUCACAUCUCUGCCAAUCUCCCUCUACACUAUUCCUGCAGUCGAGGGAAUUUACUUCACUGGUGGAUCGUCUCUCCACGGCCGUUACUCGGCGGUUAACAUCUUUAACAGAAACUCACAUGAUGCCGCUGGGGGAAGAGCGGAUUACGGAGUUAAGAAGACCAUACCCGCGGCGAAGGCCAAUGCAGCAGAAUCUCGCAGAGCGGUUGAAGUUGCAACGACAACAACGGGCACUCCUUGUACCUUCGCAGGUGAUUAUCUCAAAAGAUAAAAUGUACAUGGAACUUGUUUGGCCUGCUACCGCUCUUGCUGCUGUAGAGAAACAACAAGAACAAGAACAAGAAGAAGAGGAAAAAGAGGAAAAGGAAAAAACAAUAUCAACAUCAUCAGGAUAUAAUCAAGUAUCAAGUGAAAUGACCUCAAGUGGUAUUAAUCAAAAGAAAAUACGUUUAGGGGAUCAUCGAACACGUCUACUUGCAGAGUUACUUCGAGUCUAUUCACCAAGUACUGAUGUUAUUGGGUCUGAUGCUCUUAUUUAUGGACGUCGUGGUAUUACUAUAGAAGAUGUUAUUCCUGUAGGUAAUUAUGCCCUUCGCAUUGUCUUUUCAGAUGGACAUACAGGUGGUAUUUACCCUUAUGAAUAUCUCUUCGAUCUUGGACGUCAUAAGUAUACACGAAUGCGAGAGUAUAUUCGUCAACUAAAGGCAAAACGUAAAUCACGAAAUCCACCAAAACGUGCACCAUCGCAGCGGUUAACAAGACGUGUACAGAAUAAUACAAUAGAUGGAAUUUCACAGAAUUCCCAAUGUGGUAAGAAGAAGAAUGAUAAUAAUAAUAAUAGUGCUUCUGGCAAUCAACAUCAUCAUUCGUCCAAUGGUGUGUCUAACUAA